Messenger RNA from Engraulis encrasicolus (European anchovy), 5638 nucleotides. RefSeq names its product diphosphoinositol pentakisphosphate kinase 1b (gene ppip5k1b). Gene Ontology annotation, molecular function: diphosphoinositol pentakisphosphate kinase activity; inositol hexakisphosphate kinase activity; 5-diphosphoinositol pentakisphosphate 1-kinase activity. NCBI's taxonomy places the organism in Eukaryota, Metazoa, Chordata, Actinopteri, Clupeiformes, Engraulidae. Gene Ontology annotation, cellular component: cytosol. Bases 485 to 4297 code for a protein of 1270 amino acids. Gene Ontology annotation, biological process: inositol phosphate biosynthetic process; inositol metabolic process. The transcript is spliced from 33 exons. The record is from RefSeq and is a predicted model, not a curated record.
GGUAAGUUUCUUCAGCACUGUUAUCGUUGUCAAGAGAAGACCGAUAGGGAAGUCAACUGGCGCUGCCAAAGCUCUCGUGACAACAUGAAGAUGUUCACCCGAAGACUUCAUGGAUUGGACUGUGAUCAGCACCAGUGAAGGAGGAUGUUAGGCCAUCUGAGAACAAGGCUGACUUUACUCUGACCAAAGGCAGCUCAAACCUUUGUGUUUGAGUUUGGAUAUCCUGUCAUCUUAGAUCUUCAAGUCCCUACCUUCUCUCUCUCUCUCUUUCUCUCUCUCUCCCUCUCUCUCUCUCUCUCUCUCUCUCUCUCUCUCUCUCUCUCUCUCUUUCUCUCUCUCUCCCUCUCUCUCUCUCUCUCUCCCCCUCUCCCUCUCAUUCUUCGGUGGUGUCUGUGAGUUCUUCCAGUCUGCCACCGUAUAAGAUGGCUCUUCUAAGGGGACGUGCCUGUAGCUCUGUGAUGUCCUGUUGCUGCUGACUGUGGGCAUGUCCAAGCUGGAGGGUAGGGGCGUAGAGUCGGGUGGAGGGCCCCGGGGGAGCGCCAGGUUCCUGGUGGGCUCCGAGGACACGGAGGCCCGAGCCCUAGAGGAGGAGGAGGAGGAGGAAGAGGAGGAUGGAGGCAUGAGGAACAACAUGGGGCUCUAUGAUGAAGACGAGGAGGACGAUGAGGUGUACUCUGAGCGUCUGAUCGUGGUUGGGAUCUGUGCCAUGGUCAAGAAGUCCAAGUCCAAGCCCAUGACUCAGAUCAUGGAGCGGCUGUGCAAGUUUGAGUACAUCACCGUGGUCAUCUUCCCUGAGGACGUCAUCCUCAACGAGCCCGUGGACAAGUGGCCCCUCUGCGACUGCCUCAUCUCCUUCCACUCCAAAGGAUUCCCACUGGACAAAGCUGUGAGUUAUGCCAAACUGAGAAACCCACUUCUCAUCAACGAUCUCAACAUGCAGUACUUCAUACAAGACAGGCGUGAGGUGUACCGUAUCCUGCUGGAGGAGGGCAUUGACCUGCCGCGCUAUGUGGUGUUGAACAGGGACCCUGACAGACCAGAAGCAGAAUGUAACCUGGUGGAGGGGGAGGACCAGGUGGAGGUGAAUGGGGAGGUCUUCCCCAAGCCCUUUGUGGAGAAGCCGGUCUGUGCUGAGGACCACAACGUUUACAUCUACUAUCCAACCUCAGCUGGAGGAGGCAGCCAGCGCCUCUUCAGAAAGAUCGGGAGCCGCAGUAGUGUGUACUCCCCUGAGAGCAGCGUGAGGAAGACGGGCUCGUAUAUUUACGAGGAGUUCAUGCCCACCGAUGGCACUGACGUAAAGGUCUACACAGUGGGUCCAGAUUACGCCCACGCUGAGGCUCGUAAGUCCCCUGCGUUGGACGGGAAGGUGGAGAGGGACAGUGAGGGGAAGGAGAUCCGCUACCCUGUCAUGCUCACUGCCAUGGAGAAGCUGGUGGCUCGCAAAGUCUGUCUUGCCUUCAAACAAACGGUGUGCGGUUUCGACCUCCUCAGAGCCAACGGACACUCCUUUGUCUGCGACGUCAACGGCUUCAGCUUUGUGAAAAACUCCAUGAAGUAUUAUGACGACUGUGCCAAAGUUCUUGGGAACAUGAUCAUGCGUGAGCUGGCCCCUCAGCUCCACAUCCCCUGGUCCAUACCCAUGGAGGCUGAGGACAUUCCCAUAGUCCCCACCACCUCAGGAACCAUGAUGGAGCUGCGUUGUGUGAUAGCAGUUAUUCGCCAUGGGGACCGCACCCCCAAACAGAAGAUGAAGAUGGAGGUGCGCAAUGCCUUGUUUUUCGACCUUUUUGAAAAGUAUGGUGGCUACAAGUCUGGCAAGCUCAAGCUGAAAAAGCCCAAGCAGCUUCAGGAAGUGCUGGAUAUCGCCCGGCAGCUGCUUGUGGAGCUGGGCCAGCACAACGGCUCCCAGUGCGAGAUUGAAGAGAAGAAGUCCAAACUGGAGCAGCUGAAGACCGUGCUGGAAAUGGAAUCCAGCGACAAUCCGUAUGGCCACUUCUCAGGGAUCAAUAGGAAGGUCCAGCUGACGUACCUGCCCAAUGGUCAGCUCAAGGCCUCCAGCGAGGAAGAGGACACCCAGAAGGAUGGCCCGUCACUGCUGCUGGUGCUGAAGUGGGGUGGGGAGCUGACCCCCGCGGGGAGGGUGCAGGCUGAGGAGCUCGGGAGGGCCUUCCGCUGCAUGUACCCUGGAGGACAAGAUGAUAACCGCAAGUCCCUUGGCUGUGAGUCUCCUAUUGACUGCGGUGACUAUGCUGGCUUCCCUGGCUGCGGUCUGCUGCGACUCCAUAGUACGUACCGGCACGACCUCAAGAUCUACGCCUCAGACGAGGGCCGUGUGCAGAUGACUGCUGCCGCCUUCGCCAAGGGUCUGCUGGCACUGGAGGGAGAGCUGACUCCCAUCCUGGUGCAGAUGGUGAAGAGUGCCAACAUGAACGGCCUGCUGGACAGCGACAGCGACUCGCUCACCGACUGCCAGCAGCGUGUCAAGGCCCACCUGCACGAGAUCAUGCAGCGGGAGAGGGACUUCACCGAGGAGGACUACCAAAAGUUGGCCCCCACCAAUAGCGACUCUCUUAUCAACUCCAUGAAGAUCAUCAACAACCCAGUUCAGACCUGUGACCAGGUCUACGCCUUAAUCCAGAGCCUCACGUGCCAAAUUCGCAGGAAACUGGAGGACCCCAAAUCUGCAAACCUGCAGCUGUACCACAGCGAGACACUGGAGCUGAUGCUGCAGCGCUGGUCCAAGCUGGAGCGCGACUUCCGCACCAAGAGCGGCCGCUACGACAUCAGCAAGAUCCCGGACAUCUACGACUGCAUCAAGUAUGACGUGCAGCACAACGCCUCGCUGGCCCUGGAGGACACCAUGGAGCUCUUCAGGCUCUCCAAGGCCCUGGCAGACAUCAUCAUACCUCAGGAGUAUGGCAUCUGUAAGCCGGAGAAGCUGGACAUUGCCAACGCCUACUGCCUUCCCCUGGUCAAGAAGAUCCAGCUAGAUCUACAGAGGACUCAUGAGGACGAGGCUGUGAACAAGCUCCACCCACUGUACUCGCGGGGCGUCAUGUCUCCGGGUCGGCAUGUCCGCACCCGCCUCUACUUCACCAGCGAGAGCCACGUGCACUCCCUGCUCAACAUCUUCCGAUACGGGGGCCUGCUCAGCGAGGAGACCGAUGAGCAGUGGAGGCAGGCUAUGGAUUACCUCAGUGCCGUUUCGGAGCUCAAUUACAUGACUCAGAUUGUUAUCAUGCUGUACGAAGACAACAACAAGGAUCCAUCAUCCGAGGAGCGCUUCCAUGUGGAGCUGCACUUCAGUCCGGGUGUGAAGGGGGGAGAGGACGACGAGAACGCCCCCAUGGGCUUUGGCUUCCGACCAGCCUCCUCAGAGAACUUUGAGAAGAAGACGGACCCUGGCAGCCUGGAGGACCUGUCCCAGGACGAGCCAGACCGCGCCUCCCUCACCGACCCCAUCAGCAUCCUCAAGAAGUCCCCCCUGGUCCGCAGCCGCAAGACCGGCUCCAUGGAGGUCCUGUCCGACAGCUCCUCCACCUCCUCCAGGGGCUCAGCCUAUCGCCUCUUCCCCUCCUGCUCCCGCCAGUCCCCAGAGAUCAAGACCAGCGGCCUGGGGAGUCUGUUUUCGGGCCUCUUCAGUGCCGCUGGCUUGGGUGCCUCCAGCAGUGCCCCCAACCUCAGCGACCUUGGGCGAGCGCACCGGAACCCCCGUGCAGAUGAGAUGUUCUCUAUUCCGGCAGUAAAGAGAUUUUCUGUGUCAUAUGCCAGGCAUCCGACUAACGAGCCCGAGGAGGAGCAGUAUGUGUCCCAGCUGCUGCGGGCUCUCUCCAUUGAUCCUGCUAUGACCCAGCACCUCCACCAGUGCUCCUACCACCUCCGCCUGCUCACCAAGUGGCUGAGAUCAGGCCAGGAGCUCCCCGAGUGCCUAUCUGGGUUCGAAGGCUGUUCCAUGGUGCCCUCUAUAUAUCCCCUUGAGACGCUGCACAACUCCCUCUCCCUCAAGCAGGUGGACGAGUUCCUCACCACCGUCUGUGAAGAUGUUGGAGAUACUCACUCCAAGACUCUCAAGGCCCUGUCAGCUCUGUUUGAGACCCAGUCUCAGACCUCCAUGGAUGUCUAUUCCCAGCAGGACAGGUCACUGGCGCCGUCUCCCGCCCCUCCACACUCCCCUCAGCCACACACACAGCAGCAGCCCCUCUGUUGUAUGAGCAGUCCAUCAAGUCCGGUGUCCAGUGCAGGGCCGUCCUCUCCUCUGGCUGAUCCUGUGCUCUGCUUGCCUCUGAAUGAGUGAGUGAGUGAGUGAGUGAGGGGGAGUGAAGGGAAGUGGUGCAGUCUAUAUAUACUGUCAAAGGGUGCAGCCCACUCUUUCACCAGGAGGCAAACCACUGGCACAUACUGGACCACGGUGGAAAUGGAUAGGACUGGCUACACACACACACACGAAACACACACACCAGCAAACACGUACACAUACACACACACACACACACACACACACACACACACACACACACACACACACACACACACACACACACACACACUUCUCUGCUGAGCUAGGCUGCUGGACAUCAAGCAUCAUGUCUCUUUGGCUGCUGUCAGCAAUGGGGAGCCCAGAUAGACAACACCUGAUCAUGUUAUGUGGUGGAGGAGGCCGCCCGAGAGGAGGCCGUCACGCAAUCAGCUUGCAGUGCUGUUGGAGCAGAAGGCUCUCGUCCUAUCAGCUUGCAGUGCUGUUGGAGCAGAAGGCUCUCGUCCUAUCACCUUGCAGUGCUGUUGCAGUAGAAAGCUAGAUUCUGGACUUUAAAAACUCUUUUUCACUGUCAGCAGUCAAAAGACCCACUGAACAUCAGAAAGGCUGUUUACCUUUGUGCAAUGCUGUAGGCUCCUGCAAUGCGGGUUGUACAGACGUGAUGGAAACAUAUCAGUAUGAAGACCUGUAGUAAUAUAUUUUCAUAAGAAUAUUAUGUUAACACCAGUGCCUUGUCCUGUUUUUAAAGAAAAAAUUAUCUAUUUUACUGUUUAUUUUUGUAACCAAAAAGAACAACCACUCCAAUAUGAAAGCCAAGUGUUUUGUGUCGCACAAAUGUGUCCUUUAUAAAUGAAUGUUUUUUCAGACUACUGUUUUUCACCAGCGUUUCAGAUUCAAAGUCAAAAGGCAUCAGUCAGAUCAUAACAAAGUUUGCCCUUCAGAUGCUAUAAAGAAUUAUCAUGUGUUUAUGCCCAUUGCAUUGGCCUUCAGACUUUUCAGUGUCAUGUAUUUUUCAGUUUGUGAUUAUAUGGUUUGAGUCUUUUUGAAUAGUUUUCAUUUCAUAUGGGAAUCACCAUCUAAACUCACCUUGCCUUAUGUUCAAUGUUUCAAUGUUUGAAAAAUGACAAUUCAUCGUACGGUGAUCUUCAAAUGAGAAGCUCUCUGUACAUUUAUUUAGUAGACUAAAAACAUUUUAAUUAUUAUUUUAAAUGUUUGGAUAAUGUAUUUUUUCUAUGUACUGCAGAUGUUUAAAGUUUUUUGGGUUUGAUUUUAUUUAUGAGAUUAUUUAAUUUCACAUGAUUGGUAAUGCUGCUUCAGAUGUGUACUGUAAAUAUUUACAAUGCAUCUAAAAAUAUCCAAAUAAAUCUUCCCCCUAUUCUA